Calidris pugnax (ruff) is the source of this 1947-nucleotide messenger RNA. RefSeq names its product ceramide-1-phosphate transfer protein (gene CPTP). Bases 18 to 662 code for a protein of 214 amino acids. Gene Ontology annotation, molecular function: ceramide 1-phosphate transfer activity; ceramide 1-phosphate binding. Lineage: Eukaryota; Metazoa; Chordata; Aves; Charadriiformes; Scolopacidae. The record is from RefSeq and is a predicted model, not a curated record. The transcript has 2 exons. Gene Ontology annotation, biological process: intermembrane lipid transfer; ceramide transport. Gene Ontology annotation, cellular component: membrane; cytoplasm; cytosol.
AUGGGGCAGCGGCGGUAAUGGCGGUGGAGGCGGAUGCCUUCAGCCUGCGGGAGGUCCUCGCCGCCUUCCAGACGUGCGUGACGGAGCAGCGGGAGGUGCUGCUGGGCCCCUACCUCCGCGGAUGGCGGGGACUCAUCCGGUUCCUGCACAGCCUGGGCGCCAUCUUCUCCUUCGUCUCCAAGGACGCGGUGGCCAAGGUGCAGAUCAUGGAGAACUACUGCGGCGGCGAGCAGCGGGAGAAAUACGUGUCGCUGCAGUCCAUGGUGGAGUACGAGCUGGCCAGCGGGCUGGUGGAUCUCCAGAAGAGAUCGGGGCGACCCGACUCCGGCUGCCGCACCGUCCUGCGGCUCCACAGGGCCCUGCGCUGGCUGCAGCUCUUCCUGGAGGGGCUGAGGACCGGCACGGAGGACUCCCGCACCUCCGUCAUCUGCACAGACUCCUACAACGCUUCCCUGGCCGCCUACCACCCCUGGGUGAUUCGCAAGGCGGCCACGGUGGCCUUCUGCGCCCUGCCAUCCCGCAACGCCUUCCUGGAAAUCAUGAACGUGGGCACGGCUGAGGAGGCUGUGGCCAUGCUGGGUGAGGCCUUACCCUACAUCUGCGACGUCUACGGCAUCACCCAGGAGCUCUUUGCCCAGCACAAGCUGCUUGACCUUCCCUGAGGGAUGGUCACGAGCCGUGCCACGUUCUGACAGGAGUCGGGUGAAACGGGUGAAACCCGUGUGUUUUGAGACACACGAGGGGCUGGUUCUCUGCCCAUGCUCGCUGUCCCUUUUCCCUUUCCAGUACGGAGCUGGCAAGUUGCAAAGCUAUUCAGGAUGCCUCACUUUAUAAGAGAAAAAAAUGCACCUUUUUUGUUUUUAAGAUGUAUGUAUAUCUAUGUGUGUAGAGCCUCAGCUCUACAGCAAGAAAAAAAACACUAUUAGUUUGCUUAAGGGAUUUCUUUUCCUAGAUUCACCUUAAACUCUCCAGCUAGACUGGGAGUAUGUGGGGGGGGGUUCUUUUUUUUAAGCCAAACUCUGCAACUUAGCAGCUUCCGUGGGUUUACACCAAUAGUGGGGACCUCGUGUGACAGCACAACUUUCAGAUGUGGUGCCUGAGCACAUUAACACUCCACGGGAGCUCGCUUUGCCACUUUUGUUUACAAACUAUUCCCUUGAAGGGAUCCUGGGGGGGUUCCCUCCGUUAUGCUUUAACCAUGAAAAUACAAUCACGAGUAACGCCUGUCUGAAAGAAAGCCCUUUCCCUUGUGGUCACAGACUCAUUUGAUUACUGCUGCUAAUUCUGUGUCCCCAAGAAUUAAUGAAGGAAAGGGCAGUGUCUGUCAUUCCUGUAAGAGACUGCUCUUCCUUUGUGCUUGGACCUUCCUCCCGUGUCGCUUCCCCUGCCCGUUAAUCUCUGCUUUAUGUACCAGUGGAACAGUUCAUUAAGAUGUGCUGCACACUACUAUUUAUGAGCUGGAGGCUGUAUCUUACCUAUUCUCCAGCCAUGCUUCAAAACUGUAUUCUCUUGAUUAUUUUUUUUUGUUAAUGAAUGUGUCAAAUGCCUACAAAAAUGACUUCUCUGGGGAGAAAUCUGAACUUGUACUGUACAUCACGACUUUGUGAGGCUUACAGCUUCUAUUGCUAAUCACUGCAUACAAUAGCCAGUGUGUGUAUGUGUAUAUCUACAUAUACACACACCCAAGUAUGUAAAAUGCAGUUUACUUAGCUUUUUAAAAGCUGAAAAAGCACUAACAACAUUGUUAAUUCAGGAUGAUGUGAAUAUUCAGGGGAGGGGGAAUCCCACAGGCUGUAACAGGGGUUGAUGUAUCUCGGAUGGAUGGCAUUUUGUCCUAAUCUAACACUGAACAAUUCAUUCAGGAAAUCACUGUUACCUCAUGGAGAUUAAACAAACUGGACAUUAAAUUACGUGAAUAACAUGCUUCUGAAGAGUAUCUUUUCUAGG